Molecule: messenger RNA, 2047 nt
Organism: Acomys russatus (golden spiny mouse)
Lineage: Eukaryota; Metazoa; Chordata; Mammalia; Rodentia; Muridae
Gene: Gal3st1
Product: galactose-3-O-sulfotransferase 1
Exons: 3
Coding region: 297-1568 (423 amino acids)
Biological process (GO): myelination; galactosylceramide biosynthetic process
Cellular component (GO): membrane
Molecular function (GO): galactosylceramide sulfotransferase activity
Source: RefSeq, a predicted model, not a curated record
CCCCGAGCCCAAGGAGAACCAAGGGCCAAGGAAUGUCGGGAGGUCUAGCACUCAAUCCGGCUGUGCCCUGCCUCAGCCUACUACCUGAGCCCUCUGCCUACACUACCCCAAUAGACUGGGACAGCGAGCUCUCCCAGCGAGAGUUGUAGGAAGGCUGCGUUGUGUUCUGCAGGCUCAAGGCUGGUUGCUUGCCCUGCUCUGGGUACUCCUCCACCCAGGACCCCGGAGUCCCUGAAAGUGGAGUGGGUGGGGCUUGAAAAGCCUGGCUGCUGCACUCUCCUGAAACUUUUCCUGAGAUGACUCUGCUGCCGAAGAAGCCCUGGGAGUUCAAGGCCAAGGGGCUGGUGCUGGGAGCACUCUUUACAAGUUUCCUGUUGCUGUUCUACUCCUAUGUGGUCCCUCCACUCCAUCCCAACAUGCCCGUCACGACCUCAGAGGCUGCCGAGCCCUGCUCCCCUGCCCCCAGUGAGCCAGUGGCGGCCACUCCAGCCAAUGGCUCUACUGGAAGGUGUCAACCUCGGCUAGAUAUCGUGUUUGUGAAGACGCACAAGACCGCCAGCAGCACGCUGCUCAACAUCCUCUUCCGCUUCGGCCAGAAGCACGGGCUCAAGUUCGCCUUCCCCAAUGGCCGCAACGACUUCCGUUACCCGUCCUUUUUCGCGCGCAGCCAAGUGCAAGACUAUCGGCCCGGGGCGUGUUUCAACAUCAUCUGUAACCAUAUGCGCUUUCACUACGACGAGGUGCGCGGGCUGGUGCGGCCUGGCGCCGCCUUCAUCACUGUCCUCCGGGACCCCGCGCGGCUCUUCGAGUCCUCCUUCCACUAUUUUGGGUCGGUGGUGCCGCUGACCUGGAAGCUGUCCAGCCGCGACAAGCUGGCUGAGUUCCUGCAGGACCCGGAUCGCUACUACGACCCGAGAGGCUACAAUGCGCAUUAUCUCCGCAACUUGCUCUUCUUUGACCUGGGUUAUGACAGCAGCAUGGACCCGGGCAACCCGCGCGUGCAGGAGCACAUCCUGGAGGUGGAGCACCGCUUCCACCUGGUGCUGCUACAGGAGUACUUCGACGAAUCCCUGGUGCUGCUCCGGGAGCUGCUGUGCUGGGACCUGGAGGACGUGUUGUACUUCAAGCUCAACGCGCGGCGUGACCCGUUGGUGCCUCGGCUCUCGGGCGAGCUGUACCGCCGUGCUACUGCCUGGAACCUGCUGGAUGCACGCCUCUACCGCCACUUCAACGCCAGCUUCUGGCAAAAGGUGGAGGCCUUCGGGCGAGAGCGCAUGGCGCGCGAGGUGGCCAAGCUGCGCCAAGCUAACGAGCACAUGCGUCACAUAUGCAUAGAUGGUGGCCAAGCAGUGGAUGCCGAGGCCAUCCAGGACUCGGCCAUGCAGCCCUGGCAGCCCCUGGGCAUCAAAUCCAUCCUGGGUUACAACCUCAAGAAGAGCAUCGAGCCGCAACACGCGCAACUCUGCCGGCGCAUGCUCACUCCUGAGAUCCAGUACCUGUCUGACCUCGGCGCCAAUCUCUGGAUCACCAAGCUCUGGAAGUUCCUUAGGGACUUUCUAAGGUGGUGACGACGUAUCUUGGCCCUUCCUGCUGCAGAAGGGCCAGGCCAGGGAACUUCUGUUACCUAGCCUUUCCCCAACCACACCUGGUGCCACCCUGGGGUCCCCUAGAGUCAUAGCUGACCGGGACUGGUCUCUCUGUACAAGAGAGGGCCUAACCGAGAAGUAUUUAACUAAUUAUGCCAUUUUAAAAAAAAUUAAAUCUCCUUUAUUUCCAGCCUCCUCUUACAUGAGGAGACUCAGAAGUAAAGGAAUUUGAUGUGUUUUUGUUAAUCGGCCUCACUGUGGUGACUGGAGGGGUUCUGGGAUGGGACCUUUGGGAGGGUGUCUGUGGGAUGGAGCGCAGCAGAGGGCCAGUGACCUAGGGUGCUUGUUACUUGCUGGAGUCCUGUGUGGUUCAGGGAUUGCCACAAGCUGCUGAGACGUGGAAAGUCAUGCGUGUCGCUGAGCACUUGUUUCAUCCCCGCUCCCAGGGGGUGAGUGCUGUG